Molecule: messenger RNA, 204 nt
Organism: Gryllus bimaculatus (two-spotted cricket)
Lineage: Eukaryota; Metazoa; Arthropoda; Insecta; Orthoptera; Gryllidae
Source: the annotation of a GenBank genome assembly
AUGUGUAUGAGGAAAUGGGGUAUUGAGAGAUUUUUACAAGAAGGGGCCUCUUUGACAGCUAUGAGAACACAAUACGUGUCCUCGCCCCCAUUCUGGAAGUUUGUUUCCUUCGCAGCUCGUCACCAAGCCGAAGAGCAGGCGCCUGUGACGUCACAGAGCGGUGAUUCAUUUGCUUCUCAACGUAAAACAUUUCCUCAUCGCUAG